UCCCUAACUGUUCUGUUGUCGCUCACGGCUCAUCGCAGAAUGCAAAUCGCGUUAAAUUUAAAAAAAAAAGUUUCUUAUAAAUUACAAAUUAAAAAUAUUUAAAAUUAUAUACGGCUAUAUCAACAUUAUUUUUUAGUGAUCACACAACUAAAUUAGGUUUAAAAAUUAUUCAAGUACUAUAAUCAAAGUAGUCAUUUUCUUUCAUAAAAUGGAGGAUAACUCUUUGUUAGACAUGUCCAAUCAGGAAUUACGAAAGCUACCCAAACAAGAAAAUUGCAAUACUAUCAACGUUUUAGACGUGAGCAAAAACAACUUACAAAAAUUGGAGAAUAUAGAAAAUUAUAUGAACCUCACUGAAUUAAUAGCAAGUCACAACCAAAUGAUGAGGAUGUAUACUGUUUCAAAGUUAACUAAAAUUGUAAAAUUAGAUUUAUCAAAUAAUCAUCUAAUGAGCAUUGAAGGGCUCAGAGAUCUAGUGAAUUUAACGUGGUUAAAUUUGUCAAACAAUAAAAUCAAAAUAAUUGAACAUUUAUCAACCAAUGUGAAUUUGGUGCACAUGGAUCUGUCAUUUAACAGUAUAACAUACAUCACAAAUCUAAGUCAUCUUUUAAAACUAGAACGAUUACAUUUACAUUCAAAUCAAAUAUGCCAUUUGACAAACUGUCAACAUUUUCUUCCGAUCAAUCUUAAUACUUUAACUUUAGCCAAUAACAAUCUCAAUGAUCUAAAUGAAAUAUCACAGCUAUGCCGACUAAACUCUUUAAAAGAAAUUUCUCUAGCAGGAAAUAAUUGUCUAGAAGGGUAUAGUUUCAAUUAUAGGCCUUACAUUGUAAAUUGGUGUCCUAGUGUUAAAAUAAUUGAUGGUUACGCCGUUGAUGAUAUUGAAAAUUUAAAGGCUGAAUGGCUUUAUAGUCAAGGGCAAGGUCGAAAAUUUCACACUGGUCAACAUGCAGCUCUUGUUCGUUAUUUAGCAGAAACCUGUCCAAUUACUAAUCGAGCAUUAGAGACUGAACACGAAAGAAAAUUAAGAUUAGUGUUAAGCAAAGCUCAACAAUAUAGGGAGCAGUUGCACAGAACUUCUGUUUCAAGUACAAACGAGUCUGAACAAGAAUCCCUAAUGACUAGAAGUUUAGAUGCUAGCACCCUAAAGUCUACUUCACAACGGCUAUCUACUGGUCCAGAGAGUUGCCAAGCGACACCCUGUAGUAUGACUCGGAGUGUACAUUUACCUCUGUCGGGUAGUUAUAGUCAGUCACAACCUUUGCCCGCUGCCAGCACUAUGUUACCGAUAUUGGACUCGUUGCCUAGUCCUUUAACACCAGGUGCUCCCAGACAAAAACCAUCGAUCGGCCUACAGACCCCCGCUGGAGAAGAAUCACGAGCACCUACCAUGGAAAAAUUACAAAUGAUAAAAAAUAAAGCAUCAAUUAUGAAUUUCAAUGAAAACCAUAAUGAUCUGAAUAAAGCAGCUACCAUUAUUCAAAAGAUUUGGAGAGGGUAUCAGACUCGUAAUUUAAACAAAACUGUGGCCAAUGUCUAUCAAAAUAUUCAAAUGCUACGUUUUAAUGAACACAUACAACAAAUGAGUAAAGAUUUAGGAGAUACUAAAAGCACGCUUGAAAAAGAACACAAAUUAGUAGUAUUACAAAUGCAGGCGAUUAAUGAAUUGUGGAAAAAAGUGAAUAACAUUGAUAGCCGAAUUGGAGGAAACAGCAACAGUGAUGGGGAUUUUAAAUGUCUGGAAAAUACGUGUUCUGCACUUGAUGUAAAGGUUCAACAACUACAAAACUCUAUGGAUUUAAUACUCCGCUGUGUUAGUCCUUCCUCUACCAGCGUGGCCGAAACACAAACUGAUAUAAUUGCUGUUCAGACUCCAGAUUCGUGUUGUCAAAAUUCCAGCAUAUUGGCGCGUCCUAAUUUUCUUCCAUUGACCAAAUCUAGCAUCAAUCACAAGAAAUCUAGCGAUAACAUGUUAUCAGAAGUUUAAAGCCUGUAUUUUAAUACAUAAUAUGUUAUAUUGUGUAGGUGCAUGUGUGUAUUUUUAUGCGUAUAUUAUUACAAAAUCUAGUCAAGCCGACAAAAGCGAUUCCUUUUUCUAAUGAAACUUUUUAAUCAGUAUUAUUAAACAUUGUAAAAAUUGAUAUGCUUGUUACUUUAAUAACAUAUAUUAUAUAUAUUGUAUUUAUAUACUUAUGUAUUUAUUUAAUAAAACAAGUUCAAUAACAUCUCCGAUUUAAUUGUGGAAAACAAUGUCUGGCAUAUUAUGCCAGACCACCUUCACUGAGUCUGCAUGUGAUGAUGCGCUCGAUGAAAUUGGCGCGACGGACGGGAGUCACGGUAGCUCGCGCAGUCGGCCUGUGCCUUGGGAGUCAAACCGCGGGCGCCCGUCCGUUGCGCCAAUUUCAUCGAGAUUGUCAACACAUGCAGACUCAGUGAAGGUAAUAUGCAAGACAUUGUUUUUCAC
Molecule: messenger RNA, 2464 nt
Organism: Adelges cooleyi (spruce gall adelgid)
Lineage: Eukaryota; Metazoa; Arthropoda; Insecta; Hemiptera; Adelgidae
Gene: Cep97
Product: centrosomal protein of 97 kDa
Exons: 11
Coding region: 209-1987 (592 amino acids)
Molecular function (GO): protein binding
Source: RefSeq, a predicted model, not a curated record